Drosophila suzukii is the source of this 3294-nucleotide messenger RNA. It is a transcript of the gene H15, whose product is annotated as T-box protein H15. Gene Ontology annotation, molecular function: DNA-binding transcription factor activity, RNA polymerase II-specific; RNA polymerase II cis-regulatory region sequence-specific DNA binding. The record is from RefSeq and is a predicted model, not a curated record. Gene Ontology annotation, biological process: positive regulation of DNA-templated transcription; regulation of transcription by RNA polymerase II; heart development. Lineage: Eukaryota; Metazoa; Arthropoda; Insecta; Diptera; Drosophilidae. Gene Ontology annotation, cellular component: nucleus.
ACCUUAAUAUUGAAAAUCUUUUGAAAGUGCUUGGAUGUCAGAUCUUAAAAUUCCAAAAGUUUACCAAACAAUAAUAAAAUAAUAUUCCCGAUACAUUAAAUCUGUAUUUAAACAUUCUAAGAAAAGUGAUAAAAAUUAAAAAAAUUAUAUAAUGGGGAUAGAAAAAAGCCGGCAUAUCAAAAAUUACGAUUGUUGUUUACUAAGGAGUAUAGUAACAAAAUAAGGCAACUGUUCUUAAGGAAUUCAAGGAUGGGUAAUAAAUACUGAAAUUUACAAAACCACCUAAAGAGUAAAUCCCAAUUAAGACAAGGAUACACGUCACAAACUCUUGAGAAAAUAUACCAAAAAAAAUUUGGAAAAAUCUGUGGAGUCGUAAUACCCAUAAAUUUCAGCCCGAAAAUGCUUUUGAGCAACCAGCCGGCGAAUACGAAACCGCAGCAAUCGCCUUCGCCGUCGCAAACGCAGAACUUCAAGUCGAAGUUGCAGCAGCAAAUCGUUUCGGCAGCGGCGGUGGCAGCGGCGAACAUCGCCAACGGGGGCACUCAUCAUCACCAGCAUCAUCAUCACCAUCCGCUGAACAACCAUCAUAAUCACAAUCAGCACAACAUUUCCUUCGCCACGGAUUUCUCAAUUGCGGCGAUUAUGGCGCGCGGCGGAAACGCCCCGAGCAGCCGGGAACCUUCGGAGCGGAGUCUGAGUCCCGCAUCCGUGGAGCGCUAUUCAGGCCAGGAUGUGGACGAUGAUGUUGAUGUUGACGUUGAUGUGGUGGACUGCAGUGACUCGGAAAUGCCGGCGGCAACUGCAGCAGCAAAUGCAACAGCAACAGCAGCGGCUGCAGCGGCAGCAUUGCAGGCGCAACAACAGGCGCGUCAGGCAUUGCGUGUUGCACAGCAACAGCAACAACAACAACAGCAGCAGCAGCAGCAACAACAAAGGCAGCAGACACAUCACCACGCAACGGCAAACAAGCAACAACGCCAACAUCACAAUCAGCACAGCAGCAACAGCAAUAGCAACAACAGCAGCAGCAACCACUGCAACAGCAACGCCAGCAACUCAGGCAACAGCAACAGCAACAGCAAAUCAAGCAGCCAUCGAGGGCGUUCUGCUGCCGCAGUUGGAACCGCUGCCACGCCCUCGCCACCACCGCCCCCGCCCUCGCAAAGUCCCGAGGAACUCGAACGCCUGUCGCCAGAGGAAUCACCAGCCCAGCCCACGCCCAAGAUAGUGGGCUCGUGCAACUGCGACGAUCUCACGCCCGUCCAGUGCCACCUGGAGACCAAGGAGCUGUGGGAUAAGUUCCAUGAAUUGGGCACUGAGAUGAUCAUUACCAAAUCGGGCAGACGCAUGUUUCCCACUGUUCGCGUGAGUUUCUCGGGUCCUUUGAGGCAAAUUCAGCCGGCGGACCGAUAUGCCGUACUUCUGGAUGUCGUACCGCUGGAUUCGCGGCGAUACCGCUACGCCUACCAUCGCAGUUCGUGGCUGGUGGCCGGAAAAGCCGAUCCACCACCCCCCGCCCGUAUUUACGCCCAUCCGGAUUGCCCUCUAAGUCCGGAGGCACUGAGAAAACAGGUGGUCUCCUUCGAAAAGGUGAAGUUGACAAACAACGAGAUGGACAAGAGCGGACAGGUCGUGCUGAACUCAAUGCACCGCUACCAGCCCAGGAUCCACUUGGUGCGUUUGAGCCAUGGCCAGAGCAUCCCCGGCAAUCCCAAGGAGCUGCAGGAUAUGGACCAUAAAACCUUCGUUUUCCCGGAGACCGUGUUCACGGCCGUGACGGCCUAUCAGAAUCAAUUGAUUACGAAACUGAAAAUCGAUUCGAAUCCGUUUGCGAAGGGAUUUCGCGAUUCGUCGCGUCUCAGCGACUUUGAUAGGGAUCCCAUGGAUGCCUUCUUUUUCGACCAGCACAUGCGAACGGCUCCUCUGCGGUUUUUCCCGGACCCACUGAUGUCCCAGUUGACUCCCCAGGAGGCGGAUGCUGCCUCCUUGGCGCUGCUGGAGAAGGCCCGUCAGCACUUGCAGAUGUUUGGUCGAUCGCCGUACACGGAGAUGUUGCUGCCGCAUUUGUACCAGCGAUCGGCGGCACCGCCCCCGCCCCCACAGGCCCCGCACCUCAGCGCCUUUCAGCUGGGCAUGUGGCAACAACAGUGGCCGCAACUCACGGCCGGAUUCCUGGCCAGCGCCAAUCAGCAGGCGGCCUUGGCAUUGGCGGCGGCGGGCGCCAAUCGAACGCCACCCCCUCCAAUGGCGGUGGCGCCUCCCGCCCCUGCCACGCCCACAUCCUCAUGUGGAUCGGCGUCACCGGAUUUAAGGGCAAGACCCCAACUGAGUCACUAUCCUCAGCGAUUCAGUCCCUAUCAGGUGCCCCAGCAUCAGGCCUCGCCACCAGCCUCAAAUAGGGCGGAAAGUCCUUAGGAUACCACUGUUAAAACACCCAACUAAACUUAACUAAACCACCCUAAACACCACCCAUUCCCCUCUUUGCCCCACCCAAAAAAAUACUUUGAUGUGGUCUUUAAGUAUGUAAAAAUACCAAAUCCUAAAGAUAUCACAAUCAAACGAUGUAAUCUGUGCAAUAAUCAAUCAAUCAAUCUAUAUUGAAAUCAAAAUAUCAAGAAUAAAAUAAUCAAAAUGAAUGAUUUUAAAAAGAUAUCAAAAGAAGUACAUACUUCCAUCAUAAAAAUGUGUCAAUGAGGAUUUUUUAAUGUAUUUAUUAUUUGUGAAGUGCAAUAAUACAAUGAUUUUAUUAAAGAUUUUACUUUUUCAAAAACCAAAUUUAGUAUUUAAAUACCAGGCAGAUAAUUGAAGUUUCAAGAUCAAAAUAUUCUAAUAAAAUGCCGCAGUUUCAAAAGACUUAAAGACCACACCAGAAUAUCGAAGAAAUGUAUGUGCAAUGUUGUUGAACAAAAAAAGAAAAGAAAACCCUUUGUAAAUAACCCCGAAAAUGUAGCUGCAACAUCCAAAGAAGCAUUCGAUGUUGCAUGUGAUGCUAAGCUAGAAGACCGUCUUAACCGGUUUCACUGUAUUGUAAUUUUCGUAGCAUUAUAACAGUAUUAGUUAAUUUAAUUAGGCCUAGCAGUAUGCAUACCCCACUUUUUGCUGUGUUUUUUGUUGUCGUCCCCAUGUGUUCCUAAAACUGCAAAUUAUUGUGAGAAUUCCACGCUGAAUUAAAUCCUCUAGACACUCCCCUACCCAAAUGCAAAAACCAAUUACUAUAAACACUUAUUUAAAUUAUGUGCAAAAACAGAGCGAGAAGGAGCGAAAAUGAAUAAACAAUUUAUAACACAAAGCGAA